CACGGUCCUCAGGAAAGAAAACGAGACCAAGCAAAASGRCAAAASGRCAACRCGACAAAGCAACCAGAGCGAAGGAAGCUACCCGUCUCCUCGAUCCAUAGAUUCGAUUCUUUCAGAUCCAAACGCACCACUGUUUCUUCCACCAUGAUGCACCAACGACGCACGGUGGGACUGGAUCCCCCCUCUGUCUCGUCUUCGGCAGCRAGCAGCGGAACCACCGCGGCGAACAGGAACAACAGCGACGGAACGCGGAGACGCCGGGUCCGCCGCACCGUCCGGAGCCGGCAGCACCGAUGGUGGAAGGGCGUCCGGCGCAUCCUCAGCGACGAAGACGCCCUCGUCACKCUGGUUCAGAUCGCCAGCGUAAUCGUCAUUAUCGGGUGCAUGCUGAUGCUCGCGCUCUUUUUCUUUGGGCCGGGGGAGAUCGUGGUCGGCGACGACGACGCUUCCGGGAUUGGCUGGACGAACWCGAUCUUGGCAAACAUGAACCGGUGGRUCUUUCGCCGAGAMAUCCGGUACCGAUUGCACCGGGACCACGAGAACACCCUGCACACGAACAAGAAGGGCGACGAUUUGCCAGAUCUCAAGCCAUCCACCAUUUACACAAUUCCCGGAUCGAUGCCGCACAUUGGGGACAAAUCCGAUUACUACGCCCAGCUGCGGAAAGAAUACGACGCGAUGGACCUGCCCAGGGUGGAGCAGCGGUACAAGUUCAAAACGAUGCCCAUGAGGGUCAACGACGACGGCGAUUUCGAAGAACCCGAACACCUCCCGGCCCCCUACGACAUUCACAAUUGCCCGGAACACCCGCCCGAGAACUAUCCGUAUGCGUGGAACCUGCUGCAGAUCCUGGACCACUGGAACCCGGACGACCACGAGGUUCCCGAAGACCUCAGAAUCUACCAGGGGAUUUGUGUCUUUGAUUACGAAAAGGACUACCAAAAGGCRCUCAACUACCGGAAGCAGGAAGUCCCCUUUGUGGUCUCCAACGAUCCCGCUGUCCAGGAAACCGCCAAGCGAUGGAUGGCCCCGGGAUACAUGGACCGGCUCAUGUCAAACGUCAAGCACCGAACCGAGUAUUCCGAGACCAACCACUUUAUGUACUGGAACGCCGGUUCGCAGGUCCGCCGAAAACAGCACGUGGGAAUGCGCCGGGGCAACAACCAGUUCAUGGGGGACGGCCACCCCGAUGGCCGAGGUGUAGACAAGGACCUCGCACACUGGCAGCAGCCGACCCAGAUGAUGCGCAUGACCUACGCGGAAUGGCUCACACACGCCAACCUGACGGAGGGGGAAACGGUGGGGCCCCACGAUCCCCACUGGUACUACCGGCUGAUCGGGUGCGGCGAGCAGUCCCCGGAUGGGAAAUGCGACAAGGGUAGCAGCGAGUACCUCUUUGACGAGCUCCCCUUUUUCCAGCCCAAGGAGAACCUCUACAUCGUCGAUCCGAUGGAACAAAAGGGGAUACACUGCCGCUUUGGCAUGCGCGGGGUCAUUGCUGAAAACCACUUUGAUCAGAGCCGGAACGCGAUUGCGGUCAUGGGGGGAGAGCGUCGGUACAUUCUGUCGCAYCCCAACCAGUGCGGCGUCCUAUCCCUCYUGCCCAAGGGCCACCCYUCGGCGAGGCACUCGGCCGUGGACUGGUGCGACCCCGACCUGGAGAGCUUUCCCGAGUUUGCCCAGGCCGAGAGCAACGAGGUCGUCCUACAGGCGGGGGACGUCCUGUACCUUCCCACGCAGUGGUUUCACUACAUUAUUUCCCUGAACCUCAACUACCAGUGCAACACCCGGUCGGGCGUGACGCCGAACUACUUUGACCCCAUUCGGAAGUGUGGCUUUUAGCCGGGAGGUUUUGGUGUCGCGGGAAGGCAGGCGUUCGAACGAYCCUUCCUCGCGUGCAACACGGUUCGGGUCACGGCACGGGUGCGUCCGUGGCCUUUCGUGGAAGCGGACCGGAGUGGAAGCGAAGAACACACGCGCUGGGUGCGGCAUGGUUCUGCCACAAAGAACCCGGAGGAACCGUACAAGGAACGACAACCACGACGACGUGCCCUUGGGACAACCCCGACAAACGAGUGGUGGUGGUUCGUCAACGAACUGUCAUCAGUGGCAGUGGCAGUGUCAACGGCAGCGGCGGCUAGAGAUAUUACAGAAAGUGCCUCGCGGACAAGACCAUAGUAUAGAGAUAAACGAUAACAAAAUUA
Messenger RNA from Pseudo-nitzschia multistriata, 2204 nucleotides. Lineage: Eukaryota; Bacillariophyta; Bacillariophyceae; Bacillariales; Bacillariaceae. The record is from the annotation of a GenBank genome assembly.